AUGGCUACUCGGAAAUGCGCAGCGGUCGUUGUAGGAGCCGGUCCGGCUGGAGUUGCCGUCAUGGGAAACCUGUUGGAGCGCCAACUAGGUACGAUCGCAUGGAUUGAUCCUUCGUUUGAGGCUGGUAGAGUCCAUAGCAAGUAUCGCGAAGUUCCCAGCAACACCAAGGUGUCAUUAUUCCAAGCGUUCGCGAAAGCCACACAGCCCUUCCAAAAAAUCAUCGAUAACACUAAAUCACCUAAUGCAUUCACAAAAUUGGCCAAACUUGACCAAGAAUCCACCUGCACCCUUGGUUUCGCAGCGGACAUGGUUCGCGGCUUAACAGACGGUCUACUAAAGAUGGAGCAAGUAUAUGCAUGCCACGGCUUGGUCAAAUCAGCCAACCUGAACGAAAUGACCUCCAACUGGACCAUUUCCAUCAAAAGGAAUUCAUCCGAAGAUCUCGAGACCAUCGAGGCUGCCCGCUUGAUCCUCUGCACAGGCUCCUUCCCCACAACAGCCCCCAUUCCCGUCGGGGGAUUGGACAUCCAACGCUUGGACCUCGAUGUAGUACUCAAGCCCACCGAGCUAGCCGAGACCCUCCCCUCAGACAGACCUAUCACCGUCGCUAUCGUCGGAGCAUCCCACAGCGCCAUUCUUGCCAUCUUGAACCUCACCAGCCUCGCCCAAACUUCCCACCCUCUCUUGCGCAUUAGCUGGUUCACCCGCCACCCCCUCCGCUACGCAGAGUACAAGGACGGCUGGAUCUUGCGCGAUAACACCGGUCUCAAGGGCCUGGCUGCGAACUUUGCUCGCUCCGAACUGGAAGACGACAAGCUUGCCACUUCACCUGCUGGACAGGUUCUGGCGAAGAUCGACUGCGCCGGUGGGCCGGAGAUUGAGGCUGCUCAGUACCAGAAGUACUUGCCCACGUGUGAAUAUAUCGUCCAGGCGGUCGGGUAUACCCGUACCUCGCUUCCCAAUCUCACGAAGGAUGGAGCGCCUCUUCUUUUGAGCUUCGAUCAUGAUACUGGUACAUUCCACGAGGCCGGUCGAGCAUCUGAUGUUCCCGGGCUGUUUGGUGCUGGUAUUGCGUUCCCUGAGCGGGUCGUGGACCCCCAUGGAAACGAGGAGUAUGCGGUUGGGUUCUGGAAGUUCAUGAAGUUCUUGAAGCGGGUCAUCCCUUCGUGGGUUGCUUGA
Messenger RNA from Penicillium coprophilum, 1179 nucleotides. RefSeq lists its product as uncharacterized. NCBI's taxonomy places the organism in Eukaryota, Fungi, Ascomycota, Eurotiomycetes, Eurotiales, Aspergillaceae. The record is from RefSeq and is a predicted model, not a curated record. The transcript is spliced from 3 exons. Gene Ontology annotation, molecular function: oxidoreductase activity. Bases 1 to 1179 code for a protein of 392 amino acids.